AUGGAGUCGAGUAGACGGGUUUCUAUAGUGGUACCAGAUGCUGGAAAACCUGCGGAAAAUCCGAGACGUGUCUCAAUCACUGUUCCGAAUUCCAGGACGGGCUCUAUAACAUGGGAAGCGUUUGAUAGGACCAGGAGAGCCUCCAGAGGAAAGCUGCACGGAUACACCCAGGAGAAGCCGGGGAUGGGGGAGUAUCUGUGUAUUGGUGAUUACAUCUCUCUCUACUGCGAGGAAACGGAAGGAUAUGUUUACAGCGGUCAGUCAAGUUCCUCAAACAAUGGAUUGUUUGUGUACAUUAACCAGGAGAGGAACCGGCCUAAAAACAUACCAAACCAACACGCCGUUGUGUUUCAAAUAUGCAUACAAAACAGAUACAAACUCAACAAGAAAUACAGAAAAUGGCAGAACGCAGACAACAGAGAAAACACUUCAACAGAAAGUCCUGCUGUUGCCAAACACGGCCUUGCACUGCAAGCUCGGUUGGCGGCAGAGGCAGAAAACAAAGAUAAUGAAGCAGAACAGGCAAGGCAGUAUGGAAAACGGGUCCGAUAUGGAGAGGUUGUACAGCUGAAGCACAUAUUUACAGGGAAGUUUGUCCACAUGAGCACCACACAGACCAGUCAGAAGGACAAAAAUAACAUGAAGGUAUCGUUACAUGAAUUCAACGCCAAAAAUGCCCAGUUCCGUAUCCUACCUCGAUACAAAGUAAAAUCUGAAGGAGAAGUGGUACAACUGUUUGACCAGAUUGUGUUUGAGAGUGUUAAAUCACAUGGACACUACUUCCAUGCCAGUGAAUCCUUCCAGAUUGACCACUUUACGUUUGGUUCUGAAUUGAACCUUGGAGUGGAGCGGUCCAGCUUUACAUUGAUAGGAUGUUACCGUGAACAUGCUGACCAGGAAAGGUUUGUCAGGGGUGGAUCUGUGAUACGCCUGUUCCACAAGGAGUUAGAAGCCUACCUGGUAGCUGAGGGACUGUUUGAUGACUGUAUCACAGAGGAUGUUCACUUCCGUAUCAGGGUGAUUGACCAGCACAGACCAAAGUCCUUGUCAGCCUCCACCUCUGGUAUAACAUACUGGCAGAUAGAGGCGGAGCAUAGCAUACUGGAUGGGGAUGUAAUACGAUGGGAACAACAAAUCCGCUUACGACAUUUGUUGACAAGACAGUACCUGUGUAUAGACUCCAAGAUGGACGUGUCAUUGGUUAAUGAUGCUAGCGAUCCCCGUACAGUAUUUAGACUCCACUCGGUACUUAAGGAGCGGGAUGAGAUCCAGUUUGAGAGCUAUGCACGAAUUGAACACAUGUUGACAGGAUGCUGGCUGCAUGCGCUCAAAGAUGAGGAUUAUGAACGGCGUGGGAUGGAGGAUAAUGGUGAGAGGUCUAUGCAGGGCUUACGAUGGGACACAGCUUCUGUCAGGAAGGUGUCAGCGAGCAGUGAGAGCAUGUAUGAUGACGCCUACACGAUACAGGAAGUGGUCAAACUUGACACAUCAAAUUUUAACUUUGUCGCUGGAAUGGUGCCGUUCCUGUUUAAUCUAAUCCAAGAUCUACAGUUGGCAACCCAGCUGAAUGCCAAGAAAACACAUGGUAUUAUCGUGGCGUUACAAGAGUUAAAGAACUUCAUGGUGCCUCAAGGACAGCCAGACAAAAACAGACAGAAGUUGAUGAGGAAUCUAAGGGUGAUAGACAUCUUAGUCAACUUACUACAGUGUCGUUUACGGGAGGGCGAUGAGGAGAGUCACAUGAUCAGGAUAUUUAAGGAAGCCUAUGAUGUGCUCCAUGCGUACAUGAUUGGCAAAAGUCGCAAAAAUGCUCUCUACUUUGCAAAGUACAUUGACUUCUUCCAAACUCAGUUCACCCAGAAGGGAGGUAUUGGUCUUAAUGUGGCCCAGAUGAUCGUUGAGCUGAUCCGGGACAAACGCAAAAUAGUAGACAGAAUCACAAAGAAACACAUUGAUACAUUCAUUCAACUUCUCAUCAAAAACCAUAACUACAGAUUUCUGGACUUGUUACAAGUGUUGUGUGUGUGUGAUGGGGUGGCCAUCCCCAACAAUCAAAGCUAUAUAGUGGAGCAAUGGCUUCGCAAGUACAAGACAAGUGUGUACAUGAUGGAUCGAGGACAAAACAUCAACAAACGUCCAAACAUUGUGUAUGUGUCAACAGAUGGGGCCAAGGGAUGGGUACCUCUCAAUGUAUUUGUAGAUACAGAGGGGCCAGAUUUUGUGGAGGAUGACUACAAAUUCCUGUUACACCAGCUUGAUCUAUUCAAGGCUCUGUGCUUUGGUCGUAAUGACUUUGCUGGUUUUGUGAUCACACGAGAGUAUGGUUACCUGACCUGGGAGGAUGCGUAUCUGUGUAUGACUGCUGAACAGCUCCCUGACAUCAUACGAGCAAAGUACUGUGAACUCAUCAUAGGUCUGUUUGUAGAUGUGGGGAACAACUACUCAGUACUAGACCAUCCUAAUAUCUGUUUUGUGUAUGAAUAUGUUGGCUCCAAGGAUGCCAAAGUGGAGCAUAGUCAGUAUGUGGUUAUGGACCUUGUCACCAUAUUUCCUGUACUGAGAGACUGGUUAGCAGAGUUUCUACGUCAGAACUGUCAGAUGACUGCUUCAGAAAUAGGUCACAACCUGCUGAUAGAACAGGUGUUGCGGUUACUACAACACCUGGUGAAGUUUGGGUACUAUCUGGAUAUAGAUGAUGUCAAACAGCUGCUGACUCCUCUCCUAAGUCUUCUAGAUGGUACACAUGACGUACCAUUCCCUAAGGACAAAGGCAAAGGCUAUACGAAGGACUCCCAGAAGCUUGUAACACAGUACAGAAACAAGGGUAGAUUUGACCAGAGCAAGGAGAAUGAGGCCAUUGUUAAUGCUAAGUAUCGUGCUAUGGAGGUAUUAGACUUCCUUCUCACAUUCCAACGGAACCUCAGGCUAAAAGCCUUUGUGACCAAGUUUAAGCAAUGCGAGCAGAACCAAGGCCAUCGCACCUUGGAACCUCUGAUGUAUGAGAGCUUCAACCCACAUGACCAAUCAAAUAUGAUACAGCCCGGUUGCUGCAGGCGGAGAGAGGCCGACAAAGUGAUGGAUCACACAAACAUUGAUGAGAAGGUGGUUCGCCACCAAAAACAGGUGUUGAAAGAACUCAAGGAGAUGGUCAGUUCGUCAUCAAUAUUUGAUAUAGAGAGCACCACCAGUGUACUAAAGGAUCUGUCUAUGUACAGUUAUGACAAGAUGGUUACCAAGUCACUGGAUAUACUCAAUAAGCUCUACUCAUCUCAAAGUGACAUGUUCCAGUUAGCGAGUAAGGCCCAGAUCUUACUUACACAUGACUCAGCAAAAGUCCACCGGGAGGUCCAGCGCAGUUUACCAGUCCUCCGUAGACUGGCCAAACAGAAGCUGAACGAUGAACAGGUCACAUUAACAGGAGAGAUUCUGGAUGAAUUAGCAGGGUUCUGUCACCUACCAAAGAACAUAGAAGAACCCCACUUUAUGAACCAGAACAUCCUUGUCAGCCAUGGUGUUUUACCUGCCAUAUUGGACAUUCUCUCUCAGGAGAUUGAUGCCAAGCUUGUGGACCAGCAAUACAAGGGGAUGAAGAAGAUCUUUAAGAAGACACUAGACUUACUGGCACUGAUCACACGAGAGAACAGUGCUAUGCAGGAGGCCAUGUUCAAUAACUUGGACACACUGUUGGAGGUCCAAAUUGUCCCUUCGUGUCUCGCACUGGCACUCAAAGAGCUGUUCAUCGCUAACCAAACCACAUGUCUAAAGGUGCACUCCAAACAGGUUCAGAAGAUUGUGCUGCUGGCGGCACAAUACCAGAAUGAGGCUCCUGAGUUUCUAGAACUCCUGAAGGUUCUGGUUAAAGUAGAGGGGCUAGACCUGACCAUCAAACGCAAUCAGGCCCUUGUAAUGAAGUACAUCAUGCAGAACUUCCGUAAGGCAGCCUAUGUGUUGGACCAACCAAGAGAUAGCAGAGAGCAGAUUUUGACAAACAAACGAGAUCCAGGUCAUCUUGCCUACUUCAUCAGCCUAGUGGACCUUCUAGCAACCUGUGCAGAGGGGGAGAACAAAUUUAUUGAGUCUCUGUGUCAGACCAUUAUGCCAGUGGAGGAGAUUUUAUGGGUGUUGAACCACAGGGAUAUUGAUGGUAACCUGAAGCAACCCUUUGUCAAGUACAUGUUAUGGGUAUACCUGAAACCUGCUGGGAAUCUAGUGGAGAGUGGAGCUGCUGACCUACAACAUGACAAAGAAAUGUGGAACUUUGUGGCCUCUGCUGCAGAAACCAUCAAACAGUUAUCAGAUACAAUAACAAAACACAGAGAUCGAGUAGCCCUACUGCUCCGACAGCCUCCUGGUAAAAGUGCUGUUGCGGUGGCUGGAGACACCAAGGCGACACUACACGGCUGUAUCUUCUAUGUACUGGAGGCUGUCCUUCCAUUUGUAGAGGUAUUCUAUUCCAUGUUCUACUCUCCCGACAAAGAUCUCUACCCAGGAGAAAUGGACACAACAGAAACCCUUGCUGGAGGGCUAUCAUCCUUCUGCGAGGUGGUCGGCCAGUUCCUUACCAAUCCUGUCCAUAUGAAGGCCAUAGCUGCCUCUAUCACUAUCCUCAUCUCCGUGUCAACCACCAACAAAAGUCUAUAUAUCAGUGUGUUGGAGAAGUUUUCCACAGAGAUGAGACUUGGAGAUACAAAAAGUGCUGUGCGCAAGGGAAAUAUGGAAUACUAUGCAGGAGAGCUAGAACUCAAUGCCAAGUUCCACACGUUUGCCAAAAAUAACAACAUCAUCUAUCAGGGCUAUAAUACAGUUGCUGCUCAAAUCAAAUUCAAGAAAUCAAAACGAGAAUACACAGCCUUGGGUACCAAUGAGGAGCUGUUAUUAGGUGAAGAGUUCCAAAGUCUUGUCAAAUGCUUCAUUGAUGUCCAUGAGAGAAAACCUGCCAAGAGGUUUCUACCCGCCAAAAAACUUCUAGAACAGCUGCAGAUAUCCCAGGAGUCAAUCCGUCAAGGUCUAGCCCAUACUGAGGAGCUGGACAUCAAAUGUAUGCAGAUACUACGUGCCAUUAUACACAAUGAGGAACGUAAACUUCCUGAAGACUGGGAUACAAGGGCUGCCGACCAGAAGAUCAAAAAACAACUGUUGUACAUCAAGGAAGUCCAGAAUGCUGUCAACGUCCAUGGAUUUGUGGAGAAAGUGCUUCCUCAUGUGGCUCGGCGGAGCGAUCUUAUUGCAAGAGAGGUCCUGGCAUUCAUGUCACUUAUGCUCUUCAAUGCAAAUAGGGAUGUGCAGAAAUCCAUGCUGGACUUUUUCCUGUCAACGAGAGAAGAAGUGUUUUUCAUGGCUGUACGAGACCGAAUGCAAAUCUCAACAAACUCCAUCAAGGAAAAAUUCUUAAUGGCAAGAAAAUGUCGGCGUUUACAAGGGCGUUCUUUGUUGGCCCAACAUCAAGCUCGUGUCAAAGAAGCCUUUAACAACAUGGGAUCGUUUAACGCCAGCUUGACUGUUGGUCGUAAGGCACUACAGCUCAUUCAGGAUUAUGAACUUCGUCUGAAAGAUGAGAAAAUGCAGGGAUGGAGUGCCUUAAGUCGAGCUAAAGAGCCUCCACAUGACCAAAAGAGACGAAGUAAAAAACGAAAAACUAAACAACAAGAAAGCUUUAAAAAGAGCAAGAAGAUAGGUGUGAUUCCGAACGGACUGUCACAUGACCACAGUGUGAUACGUGACAACAGUCACGAAGCCUUAUUGAAACCAGCCCCUGAAUCACAGGACAUCACUCCAGAAGUGGAACUCUCCAGUGUCAAUGUAGAGUCGAUGAAGACGGUGGAAAACAUGGUCAGCAACAUUGAUGAGGGUGUGGUAGAGAUGCUGGAAUACAAGGAUGAUGGCUACAUCGAGCUGGUCCUCAAACUUCUGGCCAGACUCUGUGAUGGUCAACAUAAUGGACUUCAGAACUACAUGCGAGAACAACCAGACAAUGUGAAGUCAUUUAAUAUUGUAGGGGAGACAGCUCAAUUCCUUAAUGUUGUGUACUCCACCAUCAACAGUAAAACUAUCGACCUCAUCAUCCAAGUGUUCAGCACACUGAACGAGUUUUGUUCUGGAAACCAGGAAAACCGAUUUGUGAUAUACGAUAGGAAAGUUGUGGACUACAUUAACUUUAUUCUGAGAGCUGGAGAGAUCGCUGACUGUGAGCCAGAGAAGAUCCUUGAUCUACGACAGGCCAUCGCAUCCCUAGUGGUGGCUCUAAUAGAGGAGAAUGGACCUGGCAAGUCUCAGGUGGCUAAGCAAGGCAAAGCAGAUGAGCUCAGGUACAUCCACAAGGAGGUGAAAGACACACUGGACAAGAAUGCCCUGUACAGGUGUAUGACACAGUGUUAUGAGAUGCAUCAGGCUGACAAACCUAAACUGGACGAUGUCUUAAACAGUGGUCCUCAAGGCUCCACCAGCUAUCUCAAAUCUGCCAAGUCCAUUGCUGCUUUUGGAGGGAACUUCAUUUCAGGAGUCAUGGCUGGUAAAAAGGAGAAUGCCAGUACAAAGGAGAUGUUGAUGGAGGUUGGCUUCACAUUCUACCUCAUCCUUGCCAGAAUGAUCGACAUCGACCCCACCAUGCCUGAGAAGGUUGACAUUUCCCCGGAACAGCGACGAGCAUUUGACUUCUACAAGAAAAAUUCCAUGUCUAUAGAAAUUGUCAAAGACGAUAUUCUACAGAAGGUCAACUUCAGAGUGAAGAACAAGAACUAUCUACGUGAUGAAGUUAAGGAGAAACUCAAAUGGAACGUGGAUCGGACAUCUCCAAGUAACAAGAUUCGUGACCUAAUGAGUUGGACCAGAGACAUUAUGAAAGAUAUCAGUUAUCAACGCCGCAUACUUCACAACCCUAUAGCCAUGCUUUUCACAAAAGGAUGGUUACUUUGGAACUAUGGGGCUACAUUCCUAAGCGUGGCUAUCAACCUGCUGAUGUUACUGACGUGGAACAAUAAAGCGACCCAGGAGGACUACGCUAAGUUGGCCGAAUAUGGAUCAACGCCUGCUCCUUCACCUGAUAGCUCCACCGGUAGUACCCAACCUCCCUUCAACUGGGACGUGUUCAAGGAUCCAGUGCCGAAAAUAUCGGGAAUUCCUACCGAAACAUAUACUAUACUGAUGUAUGCCCUGGGAGGAACACACAACCUCUUCUCAGUCUUUGUUCUCAUCAGUUACUUCCUGUCUAACCAUCCAAGUCUUCCAACUUGUAAAGAAAUCACUGACCUCAUCAGGGGCUGGUUUGGGAAGAAAGAAGAGGUGGACGAUUCAGGAGAACAAAAAAAGGAGGAGGGGUCUAAACUGGAGGUCAAGUUCCUCAGUUUCACAACAUUUUACUAUGUGGUAUUCCUGGCUAUGUCUGUGAUGGGUACUCUCUUCCAUGGUUACUUUUUUGCAUUCCAUCUACUGAACAUUGUCAACAACAACCAACUCUUGAGUGGAGUUAUUAAAGCUGUCACCCAGAAUGGUAUAUCUCUACUAUGGGUGGCCAUCCUAGGGAUGAUUGUGAUAUACAUAUAUGCCUUGGUGGGGUUUGCCUUACUGCGGGAGUUUUUCACCCCCGGGGACUACCUAUACUGUACCAACCUGUGGCAAUGUACCAUCACAGUCAUGAGAUACGGCCUUAUUGGGGACAUGUUUGAGACAAUCCACCAGACAGAGCUGAGGAACUCAUUUGAAUAUUUCUGGCCUCUUGUACUUUACCAUGUAUCUUUCUUCAUUUUCAUCACCACCAUUGGUCUCAACAUCAUCUUCGGUAUCAUUGUCGACACCUUCUCCGAACUCAGGGAUCUCAAGUGGAGGACAGAGUCAGACAUGAAAGAUACUUGUUUUAUCUGUAGCAGAAAUAGCUACGACUUUGAACAUACAGGAAAGGGAUUUGACCACCAUGUGAGAAAUGAACACAAUAUGUGGGCGUAUGUGUUCUUCCUUAUCCACCUUGAUGAUGUGAAGACAAGUGAUUACACAGCCAUGGAACUCUACGUCUGUAAACUGGUGGAGGAGGAAAAUUAUGACUUCUUUCCUAUGAACCGUGCUCUUUGCCUCUCCUCUAUAGAUGUAGACUCCACCGAGUCAAAGAUUGACGAGCUACUACAGCAAGUUACAACGAUCGCCAACAAACAGAAACAGGAGGAGGCUGACAAGAAGAGGAAAGUGGAGAAACUAAAGCAAAAACGUUGGCAAGAAAAACAUCGUCAGUUUAUGUUUGGCAUUUCUACUGAGGACAUCCAUCGUGAAGGCGACACUGAUACCUUGCUAGGGGUACCCUUGGGUCUUCAGCCAAUGCGUCAGCGAUCCCGUCCCUCCAGUAUAGUUGAGGCACCUGUAGCCAGUCGACCACCUCCAAGGCAAGGUAUUUCAGGAUUACAAACCUCGCCAGACAGAUCUGACUUCAGUGAUCUUCCACCUCCUCCACCGCCAAUAAUUAAAAAACCAGACAGUUUACAAACAGUGCCAGAGGGUCUGUUUGCUCCAGGGAUGUCCCUGACAGUGGAAGGACAGAGAAGGGUGUUCGGUGAUACUUCUGAGGAGGAGGAGAGGGGAUCUGACUCUGACUCCAUGGACAGUCUGGAUGGAGAGUUUACACUGGCACAGGACGAUCCUCCCUCCCCUCCUAGCACCCCACCUCGUGCCCCUCGUAACCGGGCUCUCUCAGUCCCAAAAGUAAAAACCCCAUCACAGAUUGAUGAUGACAGUGAAGACGAUGGUACGCGAUGCUAA
Messenger RNA from Ylistrum balloti, 8739 nucleotides. Its product is annotated as inositol 1,4,5-trisphosphate receptor type 1-like. The transcript has 70 exons. The record is from RefSeq and is a predicted model, not a curated record. Bases 1 to 8739 code for a protein of 2912 amino acids. Gene Ontology annotation, molecular function: inositol 1,4,5-trisphosphate-gated calcium channel activity; inositol 1,4,5 trisphosphate binding. Gene Ontology annotation, cellular component: endoplasmic reticulum; membrane. NCBI's taxonomy places the organism in Eukaryota, Metazoa, Mollusca, Bivalvia, Pectinida, Pectinidae. Gene Ontology annotation, biological process: calcium ion transmembrane transport.